Messenger RNA from Rotaria sp. Silwood2, 921 nucleotides. The record is from the annotation of a GenBank genome assembly. Lineage: Eukaryota; Metazoa; Rotifera; Eurotatoria; Philodinida; Philodinidae.
AUGGCUGAUUCUGGUGGUGGUUGUCUUGAUGCUUUUUGUCGUGCUUUUCGUGCUUGUUGUCUUCCGUGCGAUAUUAUUUGUUGUAACGCUUGUGGUUUUGAUCCUGAUAAUGGUGGUGGUUUUUGUGCUAGUUGUGGUGAUUGUUGUCGUAAUACUGAUGGUAUAAGUGCAUGUCUUGAAUAUAUUGAAUUUUUUUCUAUAACAUCACAAAAUAAAUCUUUAGCUAUUGUUGCUAAUUGUUGUAUACAUAUAUUAAUACGUAAUGAUUUUAAUUAUAUUCGUGAACAUUUAGAAAAUCUUUCAAAUCGUUUACGUUCGGAUGAUAAAAAAACUGUUGAACAUGUUUGUACAAUAUUUUCACGUUUAGUUGAAAAUUUUCAUCGUGAUUCAUUAAUAUUACGUGAAAUAGCAUCAAUGCAAUUACUUAAAACAAUGCAAACAAUGCUUGUUAUACAACCAUCAUUAUUAAAUAGUAUAACAUUUGUUAGUAUAAUUCAUAUGUUUUUUAUUUUUUCGGCAUAUUGUCCAAUACUUGCUGUAACAUUACUUAAAAUGAAUAUAGCUGAUACAAUAAUAUAUUUAUUAACGGGUACAAAUGAAAAUAAAUCAAUAAUAAAAUCAAUUCCAAUAACAUAUAAAUCAGCAGCAUUAUCAACAAAUGAAAUAAUAUCAAUGAAUAUAUCAUCAAUACAACAAACAAAUAAUAUUGAACUUAUAUCACGUACACCACAAGAAUUAUAUGAAAUUGUUUCAUUAAUUGGUGAAAUGAUGCCACGUUUACCAAGUGAUGAUCCAUUAUUUCAAGUUGAUCAAUUAUUUCGUCGUAGUAUUUUAUCACAUAGAGCUUAUGAUGCUACUUCAAAUAGUUAUGUUCUAUGGCAUUGGCAAGAUGAUCAAGGUAUUGAUUUUUCAAGGAAAUAA